GUCACAGUCCUAGUGACAGCUCACACAAUCUCCGGACCUUCCAGGAGAGAGCAGGCUGGGGGGGCUCACACCAGCAGGGGCUACUGCAACGGACAGCUUGGUAUAGGGGAAGAAAGAUUAGAAAGACAUGUGGUCAGUAAAGUGUCUGAACCCACACAAGCAACUGUAAAAGAGAAGUUCAGCCCCCUAAAGCAGAGGUCUCCCCCCGCCGGCCGCCCCCACCUGUCCCUAGAGGAAAUCAAAGACGCAGAUCGAGCGGCACAGAAAGAGAAGCUGCAUGAGGAGCUAAAGAAAGUUUUACUACUGAAAGGACAAAGAAACUCGGCAGAGACAGAAGAACCAAAGAUGGAGACUAAAAUCCACAUUACUGAGGAGAAGUUGAGAGCCUCGGAGAUGGUGGAGGUUAUUGUAGAAACUGAGGCUCAGUCUGGAAUGAGUGGCAUCAGCAUCUCUGGAGGAGGAAAGGAUGGACUGUUCAUAUCAGAUGUCCUCAAAGACUCCCCAGCUGCCAAAAAUCUGCCUUUGCAAGAAGGGGACCAGAUCAUCAGUGCCCGAGUAUACUUUGAGAACAUUAAGUAUGAAGAUGCAUUAAAAAUCCUACAGUAUGCAGAACAUUACAAAGUCUCCUAUUGCCUCAAGAGAACAGUGCCGUCUAGUGAUGUCACAGUGUCAUCAGAAUCUGGGACUGUAGAGGUCAAAGGCCCAAAGGCCAAGAUGCCAAAAAUGUCUGUCAAAAGCCUUACACCUGUGAAGAAGAAAAAAAAGAAGGUGCCAAGUCAAGUGAAGGACUCCGAGGUUUCAAUGGAGGCUGUGAAAGGCUCUGAACUAUCUGUUGCCAAUAUGGACAUUCCACCAGUAGAUGUUGAGUUCUCCUUCCCCAAAUUCUCCAAGCUACUAAAAACAAAAGGUGGUGCAGAAGGUGAAGCUUUCACCAAGACUACAGAGGUUUCCACAACUGAAGAACAGAAAGGGCUAAGGAUGAAAUUCCCACGAUUUAGGCUCAAGGAUACUGCUGGAAAAGUUUCUGUAGAUGAACACAAAGCAAAAGCCAGAGCAGAGGGCGAGGUUAAAGAAAAAUCUUCAUCCAAAUUUGGUAUUUCUGUUCCGAAAAUGAAAAAAAAUAAAAUGGACGUGACCGUAUCAAAGUCAGAUGUUGAUGUGUCUAUGACAAAGGCUGCAAUUGAAACCAAAGAAGAAACUAUUUUUAAGGCACCUCAAGUAGAACUUGACAUACCUGUUUGUGCUAUAAAAACAGAAGCACCAGAUAUUCCUGAAAGGUUUAAAGUACCUGGGCUGAGCACUGCUGUUAAAAUGCCAGAUGUUGAAAUAAAGAUGCCAACAGCUAGUGUUGAAUUGGAAGCUCCAGAAGCUAAGUUCAGCAUUCCCCAACUGCCAAAAGUUGGCAUUUGUACACCUCAUAUGGAAAAGGAGCAAGAUAUUGCUAUUCGGGUUGAUAGAAGGUCUAAAACAGAAAUCACAUUACCCUCAAUUGAAAUAGCAGCACCUAAAGUGGAUGUAGAUCUGAGUCUGCCAAAAGUUGAAGGAGCUGUAGAGGUUGAGCCUCCCGAAAGCACUAGCCAUGGUUUUCAAAUGAAACUGCCAAAAUUUAGCAUGUCUAGCAAAACUCCAGAAACUGGUUUUAGAGCAACACCACCAGAAAUAAAAAAAAAUAUUGAGGUGAAAGUUUCUGAUGAUAAGCUAAACAUGUCAUCUAUAAAAACACCACAAAUUGGUAUUUCUAUACCUAAAGGUAAAGUGGAAGGAGAAAGUCCUGAUGGUCAAAGCAAAAGUGCCAUAAGAUUGCCAUCUCUUGAAAUAUCUGCUCCAAUACUGGAUUUUGAUGUAAGUGUCCCCAGGCUGGAAACAAGUGACAUUGCUGUUGAACAAGUUGAAUUUCCAGAUGUAACAUUAAAAAUGCCAAAAAUAAGCCCCCCUGGAGUACGCAUGAAAGUUAAGGAUGCUUAUGCUGCAAGAGCCCAUAUGGGCGAUGCAAAGACAGAAAAGUCUGAAGCAGGGGGCACAGUUGAAAUACCUGAUGUGAUGAUUCAAAUGCCAAAACUUAGCCUACCUAAAGUGGGCUUAAAAGGUGAUAAGCAGGAGGAGGAGGUAGCUGAGAAAGGCGAAGAUGAGGAGUUUAAAUUGAAAGGGCCUAAAAUAAAGUUGCCCAGCUUUGGAAUUUUGUCAUCCAAGGAGAAAUCAGAUGAUGCUCCAGAAAAAACAUCUACAGAAUUGGAAGGGAAACUAAAAUUUCCCUCUGUUAAGUUGCCAUCUGUUGACAUUUCAUUACCACAAGUCCAAGUCACUGAGCCAAGUAAGCUGGAAGUUACAGCUCCCUCAGCUAAGGUAGAUAUUAAAGCCUCUAAGCUGGAAAGCCCAGACUUGAAGCUCAAAAUGCCGAAAAUCUCCCUACCCAAGUUAGAUGUUUCUACAAAGCUUAGUAAACCUGACGCAUCUCCUCCGAAAGUGGGAAUCCACAUUCCAAGCAGUGAUUCAAAAAUAAAAGGUGACGUGACUGUAAAAGAAAAACAAAUCAUCCCUGAAUUGGAUAUUUCUAUUCCCAAGAUUAAACCUGUUGACUUUGGCAUAACAUUACCUAAAUCUGAUGACAGCAUUUUGCUGGAGAAGCCAAAAUUAGCAAUGAAGCUUCCAAAAGUGGAGUCUGAUGCAAUAGCAUUUGAUGGGAAAAUGGGAGACUCAAAAAUUGGUCUUCCCUCUUUUCAAAUGCCUGCUCUUGAGAUAGAGACCCCAAGUCUUCAGGUUGACUUUAACCUUCCAAAAAUGAAAACUGAUGAAUUUGAAUUUAGUGAUGAAACGGAGGCUAAAUUCCAAAUGCCCAAAUUAAACCUUCCUAAACUGAGUGAUGUAGCCAAAGAUAUGGCUGUAGAACUUGAUGUUCCAAAGAUCACAGGUGAUUUGUCUUUACGACAUGUUACUGCAGACACAAAGGUACCUGGACUGGAUGUAGAAGAUAAAGGUGUGAAAAUGAGCUUACCAAAAGUUGAGAUUGGAUUAGGGAAAGUCUCUGAACUAGAAGUUGGUGAGCGCAAGCAAAAAGUUGAUGUCAAGCUCCCUAAAGUAAAACUGGAAAAGCCUGAUGUGGAAGAUGUAGGAGCUACAAUGAAGUUUCCAUCAGUCAAACUUCCUUCUGUUGAAAUCACUACGCCCAGCAUUCCUGAUGUAGACUUUGAUACCAGUGUACCAAAAGUUGAUGUGUCCAGUGAAGCGGAAGCUAAAUGGAAAGGUCCAAAAUUUUCUCUUCGCAAAUUUGGCAUUUCAGGCCAUAAAGUGAAAAAAGUUGGCGAGGUAGAUAUAAAAACAUCACACACAGAGAAAGAUACAGAGAUUGCAAUCAAAGGACCAAAGUUGAAAAUGCCUAAAUUUGGAAUGGUGUUCCCAAAAGCAAAACAGGAUGUUGAGGCUGAAGGAGACAAAAAAGCUAGUAAAGGAAAGUUGGAGUCCUUUGAAUUAUCCACUGAUGGGAAAGUAAAGCUCCCAUCCAUUGAACUACCUACUAUUGACAUCAAGGCUCCAAAGUUGGAGGUAGACAUUGCAGUUCCAAAAUUUGAAGAAUCUCAAAUCUUGGACAAACCACCUGAAAUAAAUAUUGACAUUCCAGAUACAAAGCUGAGCCUUCCCAAAUUUUCUUUGCCAAAAUUUGGAAAGGGCAAAGGAACUGAUGAAGACACAGAAUCAGAAAAAGUAAAAAGUGCAGUCUCUCCAUCUAAAAAAACAAAGACUGUUGAGGUUUCUGCUGAACUCGGUGACGGUAGCAUUGAGGCCAAAGGAAAAGGCAAAGAAGUGAAAAUGAAAAUGCCAGCAAUCAAGAUGCCUUCAUUUGGAAUGUCAAAGAAAGAUGCUGAUAUCACUGAAGCAAAAGUGGAGAUCAAAACUCCUGAUGAUAAAACUAGAAAAGCAAAAGAAACAAAACACGAUGAUGGAAAAAUGGCUUUUAUUAAAAUGCCUAUGUUUAAAAUGUCCUCUCCAAAAGUGCAGACAUCCAAAGCUGAUGUUACACUAAAAGGUUCAAAAGAAGACCUUCACCUGCCAGACAUUCAUGUGAAAGUACCCCAAGUUACACUGCCUUCUUUUGGCAUAAAGGGUGAUCAAGCAGCAGAAGCUACUCUUUCAAAAACAGAGACAACGAUAUCAGAGAGACUGGAAAGCCUUGAGGUUCAGCUUAGUGAAAAGGUGAAGAUUCCCUCUCUGGAGAUCUCUACUCCACCAAAUGUUCCCGCUUUGCAAAUUUCAGUACCAUGCGUUAAACCAGAUAUUUGUGCCUCCUUGCCCAAAGCAGAAGUUGAUGUUUCUGAUGCAGAUAUUAAAAGAUAUGAAGGUGAUUUAAAAAUACCCAAAAUACAUUCCAUUGAUGUCUCUUUUCCAGAUGUAGAACUGGACAUUGGAUUACCCAAAGCAACUGUGGACACUACUUUAGCACAUAAAACUAGUCGUAGCCUGGAAAAGUCAGCUGCAAAAUCGUCAAUGCCAAAGAUUGAACUGCCAAAGUUUGGAGAGCCAGAAGCCAAAGAGGACAGCAGCAUGAAAGGGUCAAAAAUUAAAAUGCCACAUGUGGACAUUUCAUUUCCCAAAGUUAAAUUAGAUGAAGAAGACAUACCAUUUAUUGAGAGUGAACUUAAAAUGCAUGGUUCAAGUGCUGAAACAAGAUCUACUGAAGCCGCAUUCACUUUGCCUUCUGUAGAGUUACCAAAAAUGUCUACUCCCAAAAUAAGGGCUCCAGAACUUGAGCUAGGUGUCAGCCUAAGCAAAGAUGAUGUAAAAUUUGGAGACACGUCAAAGACACUAAAAGCAGAUUUAGACAUUUCUGAAGGUGAACAACAUGAGCUAAAACUCAAGAUGCCAAAAAUAAAGUUACCUAAAUUUGGAAGUCACAGUGCUGGUGUGCAAGAAGACACGGUCAAAAUAGAUGCUAAGGCUUCCAAACAAGAGGAAGGUUCAGAUUCAGGGAUUAUGGGCUUUAAAAUUAAAAUGCCUAAGCUUCAAGUAGGAUCUCCUAAGGAAAAAUGGGAUGUUGAGAAAGAAGGUGACCAUAAAGUGUAUGUGAAAGGUGAUGCAAAAGCUUCAGAUCAUGAAGAUUCUGAAAAUGGGCGACUGUUCAAUAUCAGGAUGCCUUCAUUUGGAAUUACCAGGGACAGUGCAGAUGCUGCUACUGAGCCACUGCAACCAUCUGAGGAAGGUACAAUGUUCAAAAUGCCAAAAAUCUCUUUGCCUGAUGUUGGAUUUUCAGGAAGUGAUAGUGGGGCAUUGGUGUCUUCAGAAGGUGGUCAAGCCAGUACUAUGGACAGAAUCAAAAGCACCACAUCAUCAAGCAUUGAAAAUUUAGAAAUAGAUUUGGGCAUGAAAAUGCCAAAAAUCAAGAUGCCAACAAUUGGAUUACCAGGAAGGAAGCGAGAUGAUGAAAUGGAGAUGUCACUUAAUGAGGAGUCAGAGACGAAGAAGUCUUUCCUUAAGAUGCCAGAUGUGGAAUUUUCAGCUCCAAAGAUCAAAGCACAUGGUGAAUAUGAAGUGGAUAGUGCAAAACUGGACACAGAAGGAAGUGAUUCUUUAAAGAAGAGUGGUAAAACCAAGGGGGAACACAAACAUCAUGGCACUACGGAAAAUGAUUCUGAAAAGAAACUCAACAUGAAACUCCCCAAGGUUGCAGUCAGUUUACCGAAAGAUGUGUCUGCUAAUAUUGAGCUUUCUGCUCCCAAACUAAAGUCAGAUACGAAUGACAAUGACAUAACUUUGAAAAGUUCAAGCCACAGGGAAGAUCACGAGGGAAAAAAAGCCAAAAAGACUUUCUCUCUUGGAAGAAAGGAUAAAACUACAUCUGAUCUAGAUAGAAGUUUAGAAAUUGAAGGACUAGACCUGAAGAUAAAGUUACCAAAAAUAAAAAUGAAACCUUCUUUCAGUCGUUCACGAGGAAAGGCAAAGGGGGCAGAAGUAAAUGGAGAAUCUGAUGCUGCAGAUGCUGAUAUUGGUGCUGAUGGCUCAGGGAAGUCUUCGAAGAUUAAAUUUCCCAAGUUAGGGUUUUCCUCCUCAAAGGCACAUUCUGGAGAGAUCAAUGUAAAUGGAACUGGUUCCUCUGGCCACCUGAAUGGGGAGAAUGAGAUGUCUGUCCAAAAUGGAUCUCAGGAUGGGGUCUUGAAGGUUGGGAAACUCAGGUUUCCUAAACUUGAAUUUUCGUCACCAUACAAAGGCAAAGAAAUAGACUCUGAAAUGAAUCUAAAUUUGGUGAAGAAGGAAGAGCUAGAUUCUAAAGAGGAAACAAAUGAGAGCUCCUUCUCGAGCAAAUUUAAAUCUCCUAAAAUAGCCUUCUCUGGUUUCAAGAAAAAAGAUAAAGGUGAGUAUACAGCAGCAGUGGAAAACGUUGGGGAGGGAGACUCAAAAUCAGGAAGAGGUCGCAUUUCACUUGGAUUCUUGUCAAGUAAAUCCAAAGGGGAGUACACAGUGGACAAUACUGGCAUAGAGGAUGACACAGAGGGGAGCACCAGCAAAGACAAAUCAAAUAAAUAUAAGAUACCUAAAUUAUCCCUGGGGACUAAGACAGGGACAGAAGUGGACAGUUCUAAAGAGAUAGAAAAACACACUGAAGAAGGUUCUCAAGAAGGUUUCAAGAUCAGCCUGCCACAAGUGAGUUUCACCACCCAUCAGGAAGACCAGAUAACCAAGGAGGAAGAGACUACUAUGGGCUUCCUGAAAGUUACAACGACAAAACAAAUCAAGACAGAGACUGUAACAGAGAAGACACUGGCCAUAUAAGACAAUCAGAACUGUUUUUUUUUUUUUUUUUGCCAAACACUUGAUAUAACAACAGUAUUUAAUAGUUGCAGGCCUCACAUUUCCAAGAUAAUCUCUCCACUCUAACCCCUAAUGCAGCUUCGAUCAAAGAGUGCUAAAGACAUCAUUGUAAUAGUGACCUUUUUGGCUUGUUUCUGAAAUUGAUCAGUUUAAAUCAAACUAUAAUAACACAUUGCUUAAGAAAAACACUAAAAAACAAGGUGUUAGUGUCCUACAUAAUGAAUAUAGAGUUCUCUCUCUUUAGUAAAUGCUGUGGCGAGUAGUAUUGUGGAAAACAUUUAUAAUUGUCAUUGGGGCAAUUACCACUGAGUUGGAUAGAGCACUAUUGGGAUAUUGAUGCCAGAACUGGAAUUAAUACUCUAGAGUUAUUUUUCUUGGGGUCACUGGUUCAAAUGCCAAAAUUGUUCCAUGACAUUUCCUAAAGCCAGUUUUCAUUAUCCACUUAUAUGGGGCAGAUUACAUACUUCUUCUUGCUGUUUGACUGUCUUAGCUCUUAAUUUACCUGUUAUAGUUGUAGGUCAACAGAGAUGGCCAAUAAAAAAACUGCAAGGAGAAAGGUCCAACAUAAUCUAGAGCGAGGAGCAACUCCUUUAAUACUUGCUUCAAGUAUGGACGUUUUGUUAUCCCUGGGUAAAAAGUGUUAUACGCUGUACUUUUUUCAAACAUACACCACAUGGACAAAAGUAUGUGAACACCCCUCCAAAUAAUUACGUUUGGGUGAUUCCACAAAGGGAGCUGUUAAUACUAUAGCAUACAAAGACAUUUUGGACAAUUGUGUACUUCCAACGUUAUGGCAUCAAAUUAGGUAAGGCCUUUCUCUGGUCCAGCUUGACUUUGGCCCUUGCAACAAGC
Rana temporaria (common frog) is the source of this 7650-nucleotide messenger RNA. RefSeq names its product periaxin (gene PRX). Lineage: Eukaryota; Metazoa; Chordata; Amphibia; Anura; Ranidae. Gene Ontology annotation, biological process: regulation of RNA splicing. Gene Ontology annotation, cellular component: nucleus; cytoplasm. Bases 346 to 6759 code for a protein of 2137 amino acids. The record is from RefSeq and is a predicted model, not a curated record. Gene Ontology annotation, molecular function: protein binding. The transcript is spliced from 7 exons.